AUGAGUCGCAGCAUCGUACGACAGAGUAAGUUCCGGCACGUCUUCGGACAGGCGGGGAAGACGGAGCAGGGCUAUGAUGACAUACGCGUUUCCAAGGUGACGUGGGACAGCUCGUUCUGUGCCGUCAACCCAAAGUUCCUGGCCGUCAUUGUGGAGUCCAGCGGGGGCGGAGCCUUCCUCGUCCUGCCCCUCUCUAAGAUGGGUCGUCUGGAUAAGAACCACCCGUUGGUGACUGGCCAUACUGGGCCUGUCCUGGACAUCGACUGGUGCCCUCACAACGACAACAUCCUGGCAUCCUGCUCAGAGGACACCACAGCCAUGGUGUGGCAGAUCCCUGACCAGAUGGGGACCCGGCCCAUAUCAGAGCCCAUCGUGGUCCUGGAGGGACACUCCAAACGCGUCGGCAUUGUCACCUGGCACCCCACCGCACGCAAUAUACUACUCACUGCAGGCAGUGAUAACCUGAUAAUAAUCUGGAACGUGGGAACUGGCGAGGCCCUCAUCUCCAUGGACGACCACCCAGACCUCAUCUACAACGUCAGCUGGAACCGUAACGGCAGCCUGUUCUGCACCACCUGUAAAGACCGACGCCUCCGUGUGUGUGACCCCCGCAAGAGAGAGGUGGUCGCGACAAGUUUUGAGGAGCCUAUUGCACUGCUGGAGUUGGACACAAGUAACGGUGUGUUGUUACCUUACUACGACCCAGACACCAACAUGGUUUACCUCUGUGGAAAGGGGGACAGUAGUAUCCGGUACUUUGAGAUAACAGAGGAGCCUCCCUAUGUCCACUACCUCAGUACCUUCAGCAGCAAGGAGCCUCAGAGGGGGAUGGGCUUCAUGCCUAAGAGAGGGGUGGACGUCAGCAAGUGUGAGAUCGCCAGGUUAUAUAAGCUUCAUGACAAGAAGUGUGAGCCCAUCGCCAUGACAGUACCUAGAAAGUCAGACCUGUUUCAGGAUGACCUGUACCCAGACACAGCGGGUUCAGACCCGGCUCUGGAGCCAGAGGAGUGGCUGGAGGGGCGAGACGAGGACCCCAUCCUCCAGUCCUUGAGAGAUGGCUACGUUCCCCCUAAGAGCCGCGAACUCAAAGUGGCCAAGAAGAACGUUCUGGACUCCAGACCCACCACCAGACGCAGCAUGUCCUCCUGCGACGGCUCAGCCAACCUGCCUUUGGUAGAGCGGUUGUUGGAAGAAGUUCAGAAUCUCAAGGCAACUGUUCUGUCUCAGGAGAAGAGAAUCUGUGACAUGGAGAAUAAACUCUCCAAGUACACCAACGGCACAGCCUAAUACACACACACACACAUACACCACGACAACACUCUGUAACAGCCCACACACACAAUUCCACUAUCCACAUAUACCGCCACACCCCCACACCCCUUACAUACACAGCCAGGCCAACAUUCAAUCAAAGCUGUUGGCAACAAGCACAUUGCACUUGACUUUUAAAGGUAAUUUACGAUUGAGCUGAAAUCCGCGGGUCUAUACCAUGAAUGUGAUCUCCGUGAACAACUGUGAAAUUGUCUUUUAAAAGGCGCAUUGUCGUUCGUGCAGUUCGCUGCUCUGCAACCUGCCUUUGAAUAAAUUCCAAAGCAACCCCAAAAACCCAUUACUUCAAACACAUAUAACCCCCACCCCCCAAACACACACACACACACACACACUCACAUGCACUCACAAACACACACACACACAACCAAUGCUCAGUACCUAGAGAGAGAAAGAGAUGGAAUUUUGAAAACCUAGUUGUGAGUUUGUAUUAACUUACAGUUCUAAAUAUUCUUACAGGUCUGAUUGAAGGAGUUCCUGUGGAUAGGUUUUACCGAAAGAUCUCUCUCUCUAGGUGCGUCUGGAAAUUGGAUCGCACACACUCAUAGACUACACACACACUCAUAGACUAUACACACAC
Messenger RNA from Salvelinus namaycush (lake trout), 1909 nucleotides. Its product is annotated as coronin-6-like. Gene Ontology annotation, molecular function: actin filament binding. Gene Ontology annotation, biological process: actin filament organization; cell migration. Lineage: Eukaryota; Metazoa; Chordata; Actinopteri; Salmoniformes; Salmonidae. The coding region runs from base 1 to 1287 and encodes 428 amino acids. The transcript has 9 exons. The record is from RefSeq and is a predicted model, not a curated record.